CCGCGUCGGGGCAAAAAAUGAAAGGUGUUUUGGGAGAAACUCGUCUUGUUUUGCUUUGUUCCUCGACCCCCGACACUCGACGUGCGAACGGGGUGUACGGAAAGGAGCCGAACCACCGAUGACGUUCGCCAAAUCGACACCAGAGAGCGCUUUUCAUAGGCAAAAUGAUCAUUUUCGUGUUAUAGGAUUGAUGACUGUGAGAUAGUUCAAAAGGUCAAUGCGCCGUGAUCUUGUGUCGGAGAAAUAUAUGAUUAUUGUCUGGGAGAAGACGUGAAAUUUUUAAAUAACAUGAGAAGUUUGCUUUGGUUUGUUUCGAUUUUGUUGUGCCCUGGUGCUUUACUGGGCAAAAAGAAUGUGCUUUUCAUUGUGGUCGAUGACCUCCGACCUGCACUCGGUUGCUACAAUGACUCUGACGCUGUAACACCGAAUAUUGAUAGGCUUGCGAGGAAAAGUACUAUUUUUACUAGAGCUUAUGCACAGCAAGCUUUAUGUGCACCAAGUAGGAACUCGUUGCUGACAAGUAGGAGGCCGGAUUCUCUUUAUUUGUACGACACUCACAGCUACUGGAGAGUGGCCGCUGGAAAAUUCACCACAAUUCCUCAGCAUUUCAAAAAUAAUGGAUUUACCACUGCUUCAUUCGGGAAAAUUUUCCAUCCAGGGGCGACAUCAAACUAUAAUGAUGACACCCCUUACAGUUGGAGUGAACCAGUUUUCCACCCUUCCACCCUGAAGUACAAAAACAAAAAAGUGUGCGUGGACGAAUCAGGCAAGGUAGGAAAAAAUUUAAUUUGCCCUGUUGAGCCGGAAUUUCAGCCCGAAGGAACUUUGCCUGAUAUGCAAACUGCUGCAGCGGCUGGAAAUUUUUUGCGCACUUACAACAAAUCGAAUCCGUUUUUCUUGGCCGUCGGUUUCCACAAACCGCACAUCCCGCUGAAAUUUCCUAGAAUAUUCUUGAAAAGCCACCCAAAAAGUGACAUAAGUCGACCUGUACCAGAAUUGUGGCCAGCAGGAAAUUCUCCUAUUUCUUGGAAUCCCUGGACCGAUCUCAGAGAACGGGACGACGUGAAAAGUUUAAAUCUCACUUUUCCUUUUGAUCCGAUUCCUGUGGAUUUUGGCCAAACCAUUCGGCAACACUAUUUUGCUGCAGUUUCAUUUAUUGACGAUCUUGUUGGAAAUUUAAUCAAAAGCUUAAAAGAAGCCAAUUUUGAUGAAAAUACCGUUCUUGUAAUUUUUGGCGACCACGGAUGGUCUCUUGGAGAGCAUGGUGAAUGGGCAAAAUACAGUAAUUUUGAAAACGCACUUCGCGUGCCCUUAAUAAUUUUUGACCCUUCAUUUAACGCUCAUCAAUCUGUGCGUCGGGGAAAAAGUUUCAUCCGUGACGAUUUGGUGGAGCUUUUGGACAUUUUCCCAACUCUUAGUGACCUUGCUGACCUGCCGAAAGUACCGCCCUGCGAAAAGGGACACUUCGCUGAUCUCUGCACCGAAGGCCGAUCCCUGGCGCCUCUGCUAUACUCGCAGGAAAAGGUUCAAAAGUGGCGAGAGGGCGCGUAUAGUCAGUACCCGCGGCCCAAUGAUUAUCCGCGGGAAAAUAGCGACCAGCCUAAAUUGAGAGAUAUCAAGUUCAUGGGCUACACCGUGAGGACCAAAGAGCACCGAUAUACGCAGUGGGUCAAGUUUCAGGACCUGUCGCCGCACUGGAACGUUACAAAGGGCGAAGAAUUGUACGACCACUCAAUCGAUCCUCAUGAGGCGAUUAAUCUUGCAGAAAGGGUGGAAAUGAGAACUGUUAAGAAAGAGUUGCAGAAAAUUCUACAAAACCAAUUUAAUAAAAAAUUAAAUUAGUAGCAGAGGCAGAUAAAGGCUAUUAUAACAAGUUUUUUUUUUUUUAGACAUUUAUUUAAAUUCCUCUCGAAUAAUUGUAAAUAAGGUACAUUUAAAAAAAAAUUCUUAUAAAUUGUAUAUAAAUUUUUUUGUAUCAAUGUGGACAAAUAAACAACAAUGAUAAUUUUUUUUAAUAUCAAAAAAUAUUAAAAUGCCAAUA
This is a messenger RNA of Neocloeon triangulifer, 2041 nucleotides long. It is a transcript of the gene Ids, whose product is annotated as iduronate 2-sulfatase. Bases 289 to 1842 code for a protein of 517 amino acids. The transcript is spliced from 6 exons. Gene Ontology annotation, molecular function: iduronate-2-sulfatase activity. The record is from RefSeq and is a predicted model, not a curated record. Lineage: Eukaryota; Metazoa; Arthropoda; Insecta; Ephemeroptera; Baetidae.